UAAAAAUAAAAUAAAUCAUUUUACCGGUAUAUCCCCUAAUUAUUUUCAUUAAAACACGUGGAACAUGUUUUCAUUAUUUUCCCAAUUAAUUUUAUUUUCCUGGGUAAUUUUUAACGUUGGUGGAAUAUCCAUAGAGGAUGCCCGGAGAAAGUUUGGCCAGAAUCCUUGUAUUAAAGGUUACAUAAUUACAAAAGAAAAAAAUUCAAACAUUUUUACAAACGAUAAUAGUGGUACUAACCAAGUAUAUCACUCUUUAGUUGAUGUCAUUUCAGAUAAAGAAGCAAAGUCUGUUUUAUCAAAAUUACAUGAAUUAGCUGACUUUAAUAAUCUUGAAUACAAAUAUACGUUAACUAAAGAAGAAGGUCUUCCGCAUGAUAAAACUUUUACUGUAACUUUAACGCUUGGUGAAGAAAAAUAUGAGGGUGUUGGCAAAAGUUUAAAGGACGCACAAAGACAUGCUGCCUCCAAAGCUUUGCAAAACACUAUUUUGCAACAGCCGAAAAGCGAAAAAGAAACAGAUCCUUUAACACCCACAGUUUUACUAAAUAAUGUGGGCACAAAACUCGGCAUUGCUAUUAAUUAUGAAUUCGUACCUUUGAUUCCAGAUUCUAGCGUAAAAGAGAACUUGAAAUCAAAAAAAUCUUAUUCUCAGUUGUUAAAUGACAGUAUCAAUGAUCAAGCCCACGUUAAACAACCGGAAAUUGAUGAAACAAAAGGGCCGUUUAAUGUAAAAGUAACGGUAGGUAAUGACGAGUAUUAUGGGUCAGGAUAUUCAAAGCAGGAGGCUAAACAUAAAGCUGCAACCAAUGCGCUUAUUGGUUUAAAGAAUUCUAUCCAUCAGACACCUUGCUUUUUGGAUUCAACGAGUGCUGCGUGCAAAAAUUUUAAGGAGUCUCAAAAACAUCCAGUCUCUCAAGUCCAUGAGGCAGCUCAGAUCAGAAAUAUGGAUGUGUCUUUUGAGGUGACUGAAGAGACUGGAAAAUCUCACCAGAAAGAAUUCACGAUUCAGUGCACUUUAGGGAAGUUUCUUACACUUGGUAAUGGUAAAUCAAAAAGGGAGGCUAAAAAAGAUGCAGCAGAAAAGAUGUUAGCAAAUUUGCCUCAUUUACCCGAGAUUUCUUUGGAGAAAGAAUUUAAUUCGUUAAACAAGAAGGGCAAAAAGAAGAAAAAGAGGAAGAACAAAAUUGGAAGGACUACCGAGGAGACUUCUUUGUUUGGCGAUAUUAUUAAUACAAUAUUUGGAGAAGAAGCGUUGAUGCCUGAUGAAAAUGAGAUAAAGAGUGAACCAAAUAAUAAUCAACAAAGGCAUACUGGAAAGGAUACACAUAGUUCAAGUAAAAGUAAUCAGAAAUCAAAUAAUGGCAACGAACAAAGUUUAAAGACAGCGCAAAGUCAUUUACUCGAGCUGUCGAAUAAAAAGAAAUUUGAGAUAAACUUCUAUGAUUUGGGCGAAAAGGAUGGUAGUUCCUUCUCCUUAUUGUCUCUUGAAAUUAAUCCAACUCAUUUAUGUUUGGGAGAAGGAAUUAAUUCUAAAUCAUCUAGGGAGAUGGCAUCUAAAUUUGGAUUAAGAUUAUUGUACAAAUUAGGAUUUGUUGAAGACUUCAAAGUAUUACCAUAUCUUGAAGAGGAAGGCGAGUGUCCUUUCGAAAGUACCAGCGUAGUUGUAGAUGUUGAUUCUGUAAAAUCGAAAUAAUAUACAUUUUUUUAUAAUUAAUUAGUGAAUAAGUUAAUUUUACUGUGUGUUUUAAAAAUAAAUGUUAAUUUUUGUAA
This is a messenger RNA of Aethina tumida (small hive beetle), 1770 nucleotides long. RefSeq names its product double-stranded RNA-binding protein Staufen homolog 2. The record is from RefSeq and is a predicted model, not a curated record. NCBI's taxonomy places the organism in Eukaryota, Metazoa, Arthropoda, Insecta, Coleoptera, Nitidulidae. The transcript is spliced from 10 exons. The coding region runs from base 65 to 1693 and encodes 542 amino acids.